Messenger RNA from Guillardia theta CCMP2712, 702 nucleotides. RefSeq lists its product as hypothetical. Gene Ontology annotation, molecular function: pentosyltransferase activity. The record is from RefSeq and is a predicted model, not a curated record. The transcript has 2 exons. The coding region runs from base 1 to 702 and encodes 233 amino acids. NCBI's taxonomy places the organism in Eukaryota, Cryptophyceae, Pyrenomonadales, Geminigeraceae. Gene Ontology annotation, biological process: tRNA modification.
AUGGCUACACGCAGCACUGUUUUGAGUUGCCGGAGGAAACUUUGUUUUGCUCCAGUGGCAAGGCAGAUCCAUGAAAGUGCGAAGGAUGAGACAGCAAAGGUUGUGAGGCAGAGCAAGCGGAAGAAGAAAAAUGGCAUCGACCCCUUCACUCCUCCUCCUCCUCCCUCCGACUUCCCUUCCUGGGCAUACGACAAGAAGGACUUCUUCCACUAUGAGCUGGUUCACCAGUCCAAAAAGUCCCUGGCUCGCGUCGGGCGCAUCCAUACCCCACACGGCAUCGUCAACACCCCAGGCUUCGUCUCCGUAGGAACCAACGGGGCCCUCAAGGCUGUAGAUCACAGAGCAGCGGACGAUGCAGGCUGCGAGCUCAUGUUCAUGAACACCUACCACCUCCUCGUUCAACCUGGACCCGAGCUGAUCGACCAGAUGGGAGGGCUACACAAGUUUGUGGGGAGGGACAGGCCGAUCAUCACAGACUCGGGAGGUUUCCAGCUGUUCUCCCUCUCUUACGGCAGCGUCGAGGACGAGCUGAACAUGAAGUCACGCUCCGGUCGCCAUGGCUGGACCAACACAGUGAUGAAGGUGGAGGAGGAGGGGGCGUGGUUCCGAUCCUACCGCGAUGGGAGGCUGAUCAAGCUCACUCCUGAGACAACAGUGCAGGCACAGAAGGCGUACAGGUCCUUACACUCCUCCUUUCCCUGA